Messenger RNA from Colletotrichum higginsianum IMI 349063, 846 nucleotides. RefSeq names its product U4/U6.U5 tri-snRNP-associated protein 3. The transcript has 2 exons. Gene Ontology annotation, cellular component: precatalytic spliceosome. The record is from RefSeq and is a predicted model, not a curated record. Lineage: Eukaryota; Fungi; Ascomycota; Sordariomycetes; Glomerellales; Glomerellaceae. The coding region runs from base 1 to 846 and encodes 281 amino acids. Gene Ontology annotation, biological process: RNA splicing.
AUGGGUCGCGAGCGCGAUAGCCGACAGGCGUGGGACGAGCCCGACCGACGAAGUCAACGCGGCGGCGGUGGCGGCCCCCGAGGCCGAGAUCGCGACAGCUUCAGGGACCGAGACCGCGACGGCAGAAGGGACGACCGCGACAAGAGAUACAGAUCCAGGUCCCGCGACCGGCGCGAUACCAGAGAUCACCGUGCCAGGUCCAGAGACCGCGAGAGGGAUCGUCCGCGCGACGACCGCGAUGGAGGAAGGCCGCCUCGCAGAGAGCGUGGCGGGUGGCAGGGCAGAGACGACAGACGUCGCAGAGAUGAGGACGUCCCCGACGAGAGGCCGCCUAAGCGGAACGAUGAUGACGAAGGUCGCAACACGCCGCGCGACAAAACCCGCAGACGGUCUGCCUCCCCCCGUCGAAGCGGCAGCCCGCCCGCCGCCCGCCGCGACCUGGCCGGCAACACCGAGACCCUGCCCACACGCACUGCGCCCAGAGGGAAGAAGGAGCAACACACCAUGUCCUUUAAGGUCGGACGCCACGAGUCGCCGCAGGUCGACAGCGGACGCAACAGCGAGCGCGGCGACACGCCGAUGACGAACGGAGGACGGGAUGAACGCCGCGGCAAUGGAAAUGGCGACGGCGACGACGUCGAAGAUGACGAGCCUGAGCCUGAGGUCGAGGACGACGACAUGGCGGCCAUGCAGGCGAUGCUGGGCUUCGGCGGCUUCGGCACGACCAAGAACCAGAAGAUUGCGGGGAACAACGUCGGCGGUGUGAGGAAGGAAAAGAAGACGGAGUAUCGCCAGUACAUGAACCGGCAAGGCGGAUUCAACCGACCGCUGAGUCCGUCUAGGUGA